Messenger RNA from Hypanus sabinus (Atlantic stingray), 2264 nucleotides. It is a transcript of the gene shq1, whose product is annotated as SHQ1, H/ACA ribonucleoprotein assembly factor. Lineage: Eukaryota; Metazoa; Chordata; Chondrichthyes; Myliobatiformes; Dasyatidae. The record is from RefSeq and is a predicted model, not a curated record. Bases 191 to 2068 code for a protein of 625 amino acids. Gene Ontology annotation, cellular component: nucleoplasm; cytoplasm. Gene Ontology annotation, biological process: box H/ACA snoRNP assembly. The transcript is spliced from 12 exons.
GCGGACCAUGAGGCAUCGGGGUGACGGCGUUACCACGGGAGCGAGUGUCCGGCGGACAAAGGGAAGUGAGCCGUGUCCACUCAGUCCAACAGCGCUGCUUGCUGACAUGCCUCGAUCGGGCCGGCGACUCUAAACCGGAUGCAGUAUUACUCCAAUUUUGCAGUUUCUCUCGCAUUCAUUUGAAAUAGUCAUGAUCACUCCCAAUUUUGAAUUAAGUCAAGAUGCUAACUUCCUCACUAUUAUAAUCCAUAUCCCUUAUGCAAAAAUUAAUGAAGUUGACUUGUACAUUGAUGGAGUGGACUUCAAAUUUUAUGUCAAGCCUUACUUCUUAAGAUUGACUCUUCCAGGAAAGAUUGUGGAGGAUGGAAGAGAAACAGCUUCAUAUGAUGCAGAUGCAGGAAUUUUUACCAUAAAAGUUCCGAAGCAAAUUCCUGAAGAGUAUUUUGAGGGAUUGGAUAUGCUGACUGCACUUCUGGCGCCAAGGGGAUCAAGAUCUGCAAAGCCUCUAGUGGAAGAGCUUGGACCACCUGCUAAUGCUGAGAUUGAAGAUGAAGAAUUUGACUGGGAAAUUGAGCAAACACCCUAUGAGGAAUUUGAAAAGGAUGUUUUCAAUUCAAGCUAUUCCUAUGGUUUUGGAAAUCUACGAUCAGGAGUCUUCAGAAGAUUGCAGAAUGAACUCAGUGAUGUGAUUGACCUGAAGGAACCGGAUAGCACAACUCCAGUGGAACGUCGGCAAAGACGUCUGGCUGCUGAAGAGGCCAAGUUUGACUCUGACCAUUAUCUUGCUGAUCUCUUUGAAGAUGAUGCCAUUCGGCAUUUGCUGAAGUAUGAACCUUGGUGGCAAAACAUUCAGAGGGCAAAAGAAAAUGCCGAGGAAACAAAGACUGAGGAAAAUGAUUCGACAGAUUCAAGAGGACAGUGCGUCAAAUUCUCCGAGGAUGAAAAGGAGCAGCUGCGAAAAUUCACCAACAGAAACUACCUGCUGGAUAAAAGCUCUUGUCAAAUUGCCUUCAGCAGCCUGGUUGACAUACUGCUUGCCUAUGCAUAUGAAGUCCGCAGCACUGAAGGGGAAUCAAAUACCGAAUCGUCAUGGAACAUCUGGAAACUCAGUGGAACACUUUGUUGGCUUGAAACUUACCAUUCUCUUCAGGAAGUCGUCAUAUCCUUCAGCAGAAGAGUUUUGUGUUAUCCGUUUUACCGACAUUUCCACUUGGCUCUGAAAGCUGUUGAGGAUGCAGUCUUAAUACUUCAGUUGGGUAAGUCUGCUGUUUUGAAAUGUUUGCUGGCCAUCCACAAAAUCUUCAGGGAAAGUGACCCUGCGUAUCUCUUCAAUGAUCUUUACAUCACAGACUACUGCAUUUGGAUCCAGAAAGUGAAGUCAAAGAAGCUUGCUUUGUUGGCUAAAUCUCUACAGAAUGUAAAAGUCAUGAAGAGUGAUUUGGGCUUUGAACUAAGGGAACUGGAGGAAGCAGCAUUAUUAGUUCAACAGGAAGAGAAUAAGAUCAAACAAGGGAAGACUGACCCCCAACUAAUUCAGUCAGAGAGUGAGACAGAGGACGAUGAGGAAUCAACCAGCUCCUCCUCGGAUACAGGAGAAUCUGAUCUGUGUGAAAGUGAUUCGUCUAACCAGAGCAGUUCUGAAGGAACACGGAGAAAUGGAUUGCUUCUUGGAAAAGAGGCUGACUAUGUAACUGAUAUUCAAGUUAAGGAGCCUUUGAUCAAAUUGAGUUGUGGCAAAGAAGCUGUACACAUGGUGGACACGCAGUAUCCAGACAAAUGUGCUUUGAGGGAAGAUCCCACUGCUAAAUCACCCCCAAGAAGAUUGAUAGAAGAACUUGCAGAUCAGUUGCAGUCAGUGGGGCUUUCGGAGCACUGUGAAAAAUCUGCUAUUGAGAAUUCUAAUGCUUCAGAGCACAAGCAAACAAGCCAGCCUGUUCAGAGUUUGGCACAGUACCAGCAUUCACAGACGACCUCACAGCAGACUUUCUUAGAGGUGUCUCCUGAGAGGAAUUGCCUGCUGCUCGUUGCAGGUCCUGAUAAUACAGAGGAUUUUACAAACCUGGCAUGAGUCCAGGUUGCAUGCUAGAGAAAAAAAUAAACUGAUUUACAUGUGUAAGCGUCUGAUGUUAGUUAAUGUACUUGCUAAAUCACUUCAGAACAGCAGAAUAUGCAGCUAAAGCUUUGAGAUUUUCUCAUAUAUUACUAGAUUUAUCUGUACAUGAGUAUCUUAUUCUAGUAUUAAAACAAAACUUGUAAUUGCUGUC